This is a messenger RNA of Tarenaya hassleriana, 1626 nucleotides long. Its product is annotated as probable polygalacturonase. The transcript is spliced from 6 exons. The record is from RefSeq and is a predicted model, not a curated record. Gene Ontology annotation, molecular function: polygalacturonase activity. Gene Ontology annotation, biological process: carbohydrate metabolic process. Lineage: Eukaryota; Viridiplantae; Streptophyta; Magnoliopsida; Brassicales; Cleomaceae.
UUCAAAAAAAGAAAAAAAGGUAUUUUCCACUAACAUCUCUCCUUCUCCCUAUAACCACCAAUGGUAAACCCUCUCUCGGCCAUCGCUCUCCUCCUCUUCCUCCUCGUCUCCGGGGGAGCCGACGCCAAACAUCACCUGAAAUCCGGCGACUUCCAAUUCCACCGUCGCGGCCGCGGCCGUCCCGCCGCCAUGGAGGAGGUCGAGUACUCGGCGGUGUCGUGCAGGGCGUACUCGGCGUCGCUGGACGAAUUCGGCGGCGUGGGCGACGGAGUGACGUCGAACACGGCGGCGUUCCGAGACGCGGUGGAGCAACUCAGCCGGUUCUCGGACUACGGCGGCGGUUUGCUGUUCGUUCCCGCCGGCCGGUGGCUCACCGGAAGCUUCAACCUCACCCGCCACUUCACCCUUUUCCUCCACCGCGACGCUGUCAUCCUCGCCUCUCAGGACGAGAGUGAUUACGAGGUGAUAGAGCCGUUGCCGUCGUACGGACGUGGGAGGGAUACGGAAGGCGGGAGGUACAUCAGUCUCAUCUUUGGCACCAACCUGACCGACGUUGUCAUCACCGGUGAGAAUGGGACGAUAGAUGGGCAAGGGGAGCCAUGGUGGGGGAAGUUCAAGAGAGGAGAGUUGAAGUACACGAGACCUUACUUGAUCGAGAUCAUGCAUUCUGAUGGGAUCCAAAUCUCCAGUCUCACUUUCUUGAAUUCACCUUCUUGGCAUAUUCAUCCUGUCUACAGCAGCAACAUUCUUAUCCAAAGCCUGACGAUACUGGCUCCAGUAACGGUUCCUAAUACCGAUGGUAUCAACCCCGAUUCUUGUACGAACACGAGGAUUGAAGACUGUUACAUUGUCUCUGGCGACGACUGCAUAGCUGUGAAGAGUGGGUGGGACGAAUACGGGAUAGCGUACGGAAUGCUCUAAAUGUUUAUUAUAAAAGGAAAUCAUCAUUAAUAGGCCCUCGGCAGCGAAAUGUCCGGCGGCAUUGAGGAUGUCCGAGCUGAAGACAUUGUCGCCAUCAACUCCGAAUCUGGUGUCAGGAUCAAAACCGCUGUUGGACGAGGAGGAUACGUGAAGGACAUAUACGUACGAGGAAUGACGAUGAAGACAAUGAAAUACGUAUUCUGGAUGACCGGAAACUACGGGUCUCACCCAGACGAGCAUUAUGACCCAGAAGCUUUACCGGUAAUCGAAAACAUUAAUUACCAAGACAUGGUGGCCGAGAACGUGACAAUGCCGGCUCAAUUGGCCGGUAUACCAGGAGACCGGUUUACCGGAAUCUGCAUAUCGAAUGUGACAAUCGGUUUAGCCAAGAAACCGAAGAAGGUCCUUUGGAAUUGUACGGACGUUUCGGGUUUUACGAGCGGAGUGACUCCGAAGGCGUGCGAGUUGUUGCCGGAGAAGCAGCCCGGGACGACGGUUCCCUGCAACUUUCCGGAAGAAUCUAUUCCGAUCGAGGAGGUCAAGCUCCAGCGAUGUUUCAGCAGGGGGAAUAAUAUGUGAUGAAAAUGGCAAAUGUAUAUGUAAUGUAAGAGCGUUUUCAUACAAAAACAGUUUCUUGGGUUGCAAGAAACAUUCUUACCAAAGGGAAACAUGGGUGGAAGAAUAACAAACAAGCGUUUUUCAACA